GUGGAGGCGGAACAGCACCAUGCUUGUGAUGAAGGCGUUCCACCUUCCAGCCUUCGGAGUCGUCGUUCCCUUUCUGCUGCAGCUCCUACAAGAGCCCUGCCAAGCGACCCAGGCAGAAUGGGAACCUCUACUUUUGAAGUUUCCUGUACAUUUGUACGAUUUGCGGGUAACCGGUGGCCAAAACCGGAGCUGCAACAACACAACUGAGAACCCGAGGCUGCAGCAAAUGUUCUCUGCAUUAGACACCGUCUUCCAAGGAGUAGAGCAUCUAUCACAGUUGGUGACGCAGGCUUGUUCCGAUCCAACCACGACAAAGCAAUGGCAGGAUAUAUAUGAAGACACGUUCAAGCUCACUAGCUUGCUUGAGAAAAUUCAGAAAAGAUUGCCAAAAGUAGUAAGCGGAAUUAACGUAACCAAUAAUUCCUGUCCACCAGUGGAAACCCGUUUAAAGCAACUGGAUGUCACAUACGGUGAUGACUCUCAAGGUUCACAUGGCUCUGGCCUCUAUUUAGAUGUGAGGACAGAAACGAUCACAAAGAGAGGGUGCUCACAUAUCAACACUUUCAGAAACAUGAUGCCAGCAAUAAGAGGUUUCACGAAUAGUCUGGGAAAUCCGUGUGUAGUCGUCACGUCCACAACAUACACAACAUUCCCAGUAUCAAGCACACCACCAAUAUCAUCAGCAUCGGUAGUAACAACUGGAACAUCGAAAGUUACAAGGACAACAUCAGAAGAAACUCCAAAAUCUUACGCAUCUGGAACGACAUCUAGUGGAACAACAAUGCUUACAGAAAUUCCUACAAUAUCUGUAUCUGGUACAACACCUACUGCACCGACAACAGGACCUGGAGAAACCCUUUCAAUUUCGGUAUCUCGAACAACACCAAGGUCACCAACAACAGGACCUAGAGAAACUUCUACAAGUAUUGUAUCUGGAACAACACCUACUGCACCAACAACAGGACCUGGAGAAAUCUUUUCAACUUCGGUACCUCCAACAUCAACAAGUUCACCAACAACAGUACCUAGAGAAACUUCUACAAGUAUUGUAUCUGAAACAACACCUAGUGGAACAACAUCAGUACCUGGUGAAACUCUUUCAACUUCGGAAUCUGAACCAACACCCACUGGAACAACAACAGGACCUAGAGAAACUUCUACAAGCAGUGCAUCCGAAACAACACCUAGUGGAACAACAACAAUUAACAGACAAACUCCUACAACUUCUGUUUCUGGAAAAAUACCUACUGCACCAACAACAGGACCUGGAGAAAUCCUUUCAACUUCGGUACCUUCAACAACAACAAGUUCACCAACAACAGGACCUAGAGAAACUUCUACAAGCAGUGAAUCCGAAACAACACCUAGUGGAACAACAACAGUUACCAGAGAAAGUUCUACAACUUCUGUAUCUGGAACAACACCUACGGCACCAACAACAGGACCUGGAGAAACCUUUUCAACUUCGGUACCUCCAACAACUAGUUCACCAACAACAGGACCUAGAGAAACUUCUACAAGCAUUGAAACCGAAACAACACCUAGUGGAACAACAACAGUUACCAGAGAAAGUUCUACAACUUCUGUAUCUGGAACAACACCUACGGCACCAACAACAGGACCUGGAGAAAUCUUUUCAACUUCGGUACCUCCAACAACAACUAGUUCACCAACAACAGGACCUACAGAAACUUCUACAAGUACUGUAUCUGAAACAACACCAAGAGGGACAACAACAGUACCUGGAAAAACUCUUUCAACUUCGGAAUCUGAACCAACACCUAGUGGAACAACAACAGGAACUAGACAAACUUCAACAAGUAUUAUAUCUGAAACAACACCUAGUGGAAAAACAACAGUACCUAAAGAAACUCUUUCAACAUCGGAAUCUGAGCCAACACCUAGUGGAACAACAACAGGACCUAGAGAAACUUCUACAAGCAUUGUAUCUGAAACAACAUCUAGGGAAACAACAACAGUACCUAAAGAAACUCUUUCAACUUCGGAAUCUAAACCAACACCUAGUGAAUCAACAACAGGACCUAGAGAAACUUCUACAAGUAUUGUAUCUGAAACAACACCUAGCAGAACAACAACAAUAUCAAAAGAAACUCUUUCAACUUCAGAAUCUGAGCCAACACCCACUAGAACAACAACAGGAUCUACAGAAACUUCUACAAGUAUUGUAUCUGAAACAACACCUAGUGGAAAAACAACAGUACCUAAAGAAACUCUUUCAACUUCGGAAUCUGAACCAACACCCACUAGAACAACAACAGGACCUAAAGACACUUCUACAAGUAUUGUAUUUGAAACAACACCUAGUGGAAAAACAACAGAACCUAAAGAAACUCUUUCAACUUCGGAAUCUGAACCAACACCUACUGCAUCAACAACAGGACCUAGAGAAACCUCUACAAGUAUUGUAUCUGAAACAAUACCAAGUGAAAAAACAACAGUACCUAAAGAAAUUCUUUCAACUUCAGAAUCUGAACCAACGCCUAGUGGAAAAACAACAGGACCUAAAGAAACUUCUACAAGUAUUGUAUCUGAAACAACACUUAUUGGAAAAACAACAGUACCUAAAGAAACUCUUUCAACUAAGGAAUCUGAACCAACACCCACUGGAACAACAACAGGAACUGGAGAAACUUCUACAAGUAUUGUACCUGAAACAACAUCUAGGGGAACAACAACAGUACCUACAGAAACUCUUUCAACUUCGGAAUCUAAACCAACACCUAGUGAAUCAACAACAGUACCUAGAAAAACUUCUACAAGUAUUGUAUCUGAAACAACAUUAAUUGGAAAAACAACAGUACCUAAAGAAACUCUUUCAACUUCGGAAUCUGAACGAACACCCACUGGAACAACAACAGGACCUAGAGAAACUUCUACAGGUAUUGUAUCUGAAACAACAGCUAGUGGAACAACAACAGUUAACAGAGAAACUUCUACAACUUUUGCAUCUGGAACAACACCUACUGCACCAACAACAGGACCUGGAGAAAUCCUUUCGACUUCGGUACCUCCAACAACAACAAGUUCACCAACAACAGGACCUGGAGAAACUUCUACAAUUGUUGUAUCUGAAACAAUACCUAGAGGAACAACAAUACCUAAAGAAACUAUUUCAACUAAGGAAUCUGAACCAACACAAACUGGAUCAACUUCGGAAUCUGAGCCAACACCUAGUGGAACAACAACAGGAUCUACAGAAACUUCUACAAGUAUUGUAUCUGAAACAACACCUAGUGGAAAAACAACAGUACCUAAAGAAACUCUUUCAACUAAGGAAUCUGAACCAACACCCACUGGAACAACAACAGGACCUGGAGAAACUUCUACAAGUAUUGUAUCUGAAACAACAUCUAGGGGAACAACAACAGUACCUAAAGAAACUCUUUCAACUUCGGAAUCUGAACCAACACCCACUGGAACAACAACAGGAAAUAGAGAAACUUCUACAAAUUCUGCAUCUGGAACAAGACCUACUGCGCCAACAACAGGACCUGGAGAAAUCCUUUCAACUUCGGUACCUCCAACAGCAACAAGUUCUCGAGCAACAGAACCUAAGGAAACUUCAACAAGUGUUGUAUCUGAACAAUACCUAGAAGACCAACAACAGAACCUAAAGAAACUUCUACAAGUGUUGCAUCUGAAACAAUACCUACAGGAACAACAACAGUACCUAAAGAAACUCUUUCAACAUCGGAAUCUGAACCAACACCUAGUCGAACAACAACAGGACCUACAGAAACUUCUACAAGUACUGUAUCUGAAACAACACCUAUUGGAAAAACAACAGUACCUAAAGAAACUCUUUCAACUUCGGAAUCUGAGCCAACAACUAGUGGAACAACGACAGGAUCUACAGAAACUUCUACAGGUAUUGUAUCUGAAACUACACCAAGUGGAAAAACAACAGUAG
Molecule: messenger RNA, 3931 nt
Organism: Cherax quadricarinatus
Lineage: Eukaryota; Metazoa; Arthropoda; Malacostraca; Decapoda; Parastacidae
Source: RefSeq, a predicted model, not a curated record